AUGUUUUCAUCCAAGUUUGGAAUAUCAGGGGGCUGCUCUUCAUUUUGGUCAAUUGCUAUAUUAUGCAGCACAGCUGUGGCAACGAUCACUGUGAAUGCUAACCAAGACGUGCAGGAAGAAGCAUCACUUGAGUUCUGCUCUCCUCCAAAGCUGAUACUGAAUGGCUCCCAAACAGAAGCUGGCGAUAAACGGGUGCACAGCGACUACGUUCAGGUGAAGGAGGUGAAGUUUUCGGGUUCGAUUGGUCCUCUAGGCGAGCAGAGACUGUGUAAGAUAAAGUGUAUCGCUGGACAGUGGGUAGGACCUUUGUGUGUUGACCAACAAGCGGACGUCAUCAGAAAUCUAGAGGAUCAACACUACUCUGAAGAAGGCCUCAUUUUUAUUGAUUAUUCUGUAAAAAACAUACACUGUCGUUGGAAAGCGGAAUUGGAGUAUGCUUUAUGA
This is a messenger RNA of Acanthoscelides obtectus, 444 nucleotides long. NCBI's taxonomy places the organism in Eukaryota, Metazoa, Arthropoda, Insecta, Coleoptera, Chrysomelidae. The record is from the annotation of a GenBank genome assembly.